Molecule: messenger RNA, 819 nt
Organism: Drosophila busckii
Lineage: Eukaryota; Metazoa; Arthropoda; Insecta; Diptera; Drosophilidae
Gene: Jhbp6
Product: circadian clock-controlled protein
Exons: 6
Coding region: 1-819 (272 amino acids)
Source: RefSeq, a predicted model, not a curated record
AUGAGGAAGCUCUUGAUGAACUUGUUGGUUCUGCUGGCAUUGGCCACUUCGCUAGUUCGAGGCGAUGAAGAUUUUCUAAGAGAGCCGCCAGAUUACAUCAAAGAAUGUAAAAUUGCCGACAAAGAUUUCGUCAAUUGCUCCACCCAAAGCAUACAGCAGCUCUUCGAUAAACUCAACGAUGGCAUACCGGGUCUGACGAGCAUCAAGAGCUUUGAUCCCUUCCAUUUGAAUCGCAUUCGCAUCUCGCAGGGCAACAGCAAUGCGAUUAAUCUGAAAGUCGAGCUGGCCAAUGUCAAAAUCAUUGGCUUCGGUCAUACCAAAGUGCUUGAGAGUCUUGUAUUUAAAAAGGAUUAUAGCUGGAAGACCACAUUCGUGCUGCCAGUGAUGAAGCUUCAUGGCAAUUACAGUUUAUUCGGACGCAUAUUGCUCAUACCGCUAAAUGGGCGUGGUCAAGUAUUUCUCGAUGCAGAUAACAUGACUAUAACUAUGCAUACCAAGACGCGUUUGUACUCCAAGGGCGGAUUCACAUUUUACAAUGUCACCAAUUGUCGCGUGGACUUCAAAAUGGACGGUCUGCGAUCCUAUUUCUCCAAUCUUUUCAAUGGCAACAAGCAAUUGGAGGACAGCACAAAUAAAUUCUUCAAUGACAAUUGGCGCAUGCUGGCCGAUGCUUUAUACACAGUAAUUACGCAAACCGUGGAGGAUAUUCUGCUGGAUGUGCUAAAGAAAAUCUUUCACUUUAUACCCGCCAAUUUCUUUGUCAACGAUAUACCAACACCCGAGCAACUCUAUGGCAAAGUAAAGCCUAAGCCAAAGUAG